Messenger RNA from Diabrotica virgifera virgifera (western corn rootworm), 3866 nucleotides. RefSeq names its product putative ankyrin repeat protein RF_0381. Gene Ontology annotation, molecular function: protein binding. The coding region runs from base 498 to 2543 and encodes 681 amino acids. NCBI's taxonomy places the organism in Eukaryota, Metazoa, Arthropoda, Insecta, Coleoptera, Chrysomelidae. The transcript has 3 exons. The record is from RefSeq and is a predicted model, not a curated record.
AUUCCUCAUGCACAUUGCGUCAGCAACCACACUUUACUGUGGUCAGCAACAGAAAUAAGAUUGAGAAAUCAGGCAGCACGCCACGCAGCAGCCACAGUUAGUAGGUAAAUACAGAGUACACAUAGUGCGGCAUAAUAAUAAAAAGUGUAUGAAAAUGUGAAUAGGAAAAGAGUCUUGAAAAAGGAAUAAAACCAUUCCGAAAGCUAGACAAAAAGUCAAAAGAGUGUUUCUUUAACAUCCUGGCCAACCUUCUGACUGCAACCCUAAUAAACUAGUUGUUUGUAUAUAUAUAUAUAUAUAUAUACACAUUACUCUAUUAAUACCAAGCCCACUAUAUUAGUCAGACAACCGGAAGCCCACCCUUAAUACGCCCGAUAGAGGAGUGUAUUUUAUGUAGUUAUAUAGGAAAUUCUAAAGUUAGUAAAGGCAACCUUUGAGGGGUAUUUAAAGAACAAAAUUGUUUCAUUAAUAAAGCCCAACGCAGUGUAUUUUUAAAUAUGGAUCAGAAUGAGUUUCUACUCCAUUCAGCCACACAAUUUGGGAACCUAGAUGAAGUACAACAGUUGAUUGAAAGAGGAGCAAUAAUUAAUGAAGUGGAUUCUGAUGGUUUUACGUCACUACAUAUAGCAGCACAGUUCAGCCAUAUAAAAGUAAUCGAAUAUUUAUUGGCACACGGUGCAGAUGUAAACGCAAUCGAAUCUUGGGGAAGGAGCCCUUUACAUUUUGCUGCGCGCAAUGGUGAUCUUGAAAUAGUUCGAUUAUUCACAGAAGCUGGAGCAAAUACGCAUUGUUCAGAUCUCUAUGGAAAUAGGCCUAUUCAUGCUGCUACUGAAGAAGGAUAUGCAGAAAUUGUAAAAUAUUUUUUAGAACAUGGGAUAUUUGUAGAUAUUAUAAAUGAAACCAGCAAAAUGACGCCACUUCAUUUAGCUGCAGAUUUCAGACAUAUAAAACUAACCGAAUAUUUAUUGACACACGGUGCAGAUGUAAACGCAAUCGAAACGUCUGAGAAGAGGAGCCCUUUAUAUUUUGCUUCGCGCAAUGGUGAUCUUGAAAUGGUUCGAUUAUUCAUAGGAGCUGGAGCAAAUAUGCAGUGUUCAAAUAUCUAUGGAAAUAUGCCUAUUCAUGUUGCUGCUGAAUCGGGAAAUCUAGAAAUUGUAAAAUAUUUUUUAGAAAAUGGUGUAGAUGUAGAUAUUAUAAAUGAAAGCAGCAAAAUGACGCCUCUUUAUAUGGCUGCAUGUGGUGGUUACAUCGAAGUAGUAGAUUAUUUACUGUUAAAUAAUGCUAACGUGCGUCUCAAAGAUUGUCAGAAACGGAGUUCAAUUCAUUAUGGUGUUAUGGCAAGGAAUGUAAAAAUUGUUCAUGGCCUUAUAGAAAAAGGAGUUGAAAUGAACGCCAAAGAUAUCUUCAAGAUGACUCCUUUAGAUUUAGCGUGUAGAGAUGCAAAUUUAGAAAUUGUCCAGUUACUUUUAAAAAACGGUGCAGUGUGUAACCUACAGGAGAAAUCCCGGAAUUAUUCUCCACUCCAUUGGGCAUCAGAAACGUGUAAUCUAGAAAUUGUAAAGUAUUUUAUCACCUUAGGGGUAGACGCCAAUUUCGGUACAAUUCAAGAAUAUACUCUUCUGCAUGUAGCUGCUAAAUGGAAUCACAUUACAUUGGUUAAAUAUUUGGUUGAAAUUGGUGCUGAUGUUAACAAGAAAACUAUACCCAAAGGAGCUACUCCAUUAUAUUAUGCGAUAAAAAAUAUAUGCACAGAUAUUGCAGAGUUUUUAAUUCUAAAUGGAGCUGAUCUAAAAGAAGCUGAAUAUAAAGGCAAAUCUACUUUAUCGAUAGCCUUAAAAGAUGUGCCAAGUGAUUAUCCAGAGUCGAACCAGACAAAGUAUAUAGUACUUGCAAAACUAAUAAUCAAAUACACCGUGUUAAUUUACAAUCCCAUUGAAACAUUUAUUCCGGAUGGUUGUCCUUUCUUCAAAGAAUUAUCGCAAUACUAUAACGACUGCCAAAAAGAAAUAACAAGUAUGAGCAGUGUGACAAUACAAAAUAGUACUGUUUCAUUACAUCAAAUAAUGUGCGGCUCCAAUAAAGGCAACGCGUUUGUUCAAUAUCUAUGUAACGACAAUAUUAAAAACGAGUUGGAAAAUAUUGAAGAUUACCUUAAACACUUUUCGAUAUAUGGUAAUAUUCUGCCGUUGUUACAACUUAGGGUUAAGAAAGGUCUUCAAAGAAUGGAAUUACUUAAAGAUGCUGACUUAAUACUGAAAAAAAUUGCAGCUAAGUUACCAUCAGAAAUAAGAUGGAAAGUGUUCGACUACUUAGACAUGACUGAUCUUAAAACUGUGACAGGGUUGCCAGACCGAUUUAUACAAUUCCCCCAACCUGAACUACAAAUUCCCCCAAAAAUGACAUUUUUUAAAAAAAAUCUUCCAAAAUUCAUCUGCCAUUUCUUCUUCUUUUUUCUGAGCUGUCAGCUGUCAUUUCUUCUUUUGGGCUGUCAUCUGUCAUUUUUUCUUCUAUUUUGGCUGUCAAGUGUCAUUUUACCAGCGUAGAAUUUUAGUAGAUUUUAUACAAUAUAUUGUAAAUCUGCCAUUUACAUAUCUUACAAAAUGAUUUUGUGUCAUCUUCCAAUCCUUUAUAGGAUUGGAAGGACCAAUCCAUCAUACAUAGAAUAAUUAAUUAUUAAUGACCCACACCAAUAAAAUUCUAUUAAACAGAUUACCUUUCUUUAAGUUCAGUAUCCGAUGCCCAAGCAAGUCGGUAUUUUCGGGUAUACUCCUUUUCUUUAGGCAUAUUUCUAGAUUAACACAAACACUAAUUUAAAUAAAUUAUGCGUAUUUUGAACACACCAGAAAUAUACCUAACCUUCUUCAAAGUUAAUUUGAAAAGUAAAUAAAGUUAAACAAUAGGAGAUACGAUUUUCUGUGUUUCACAUAGGUACGUACCGUUAUGAAUAUUUAAAUACACCAUCAAGCGCACAAAAACCAAAUUUUGUUGUGUCGCUAUUGAAGAAAACUGUAAUGGUUUACAAAAUAAUUUAAAUAGUUUGUACUAGAUGGCAGAAUCGACUGUAAAUGAAUUUAUAUUCAAAUAUUUUUGUGAAUCACAGUUUAACUUGAAAUUCAAAAUCGGUCAAGCAAUGGAAUGUGUUCUUAAAAUUAUACCCCAAAAAACCCCAAUGCGAAAAAAUUUUCAUCCAAAAAAUCCCCCAUUCAGUGUAUUCCCCCAAAAAAUCCCCCAAACAAGAAAAAAUACCCCAAAUUUGCGGGAAAUUUUCCCAAUCUGGCAACCCUGAACUGUGAUACAAUCAGAUUUUAUUUAAAUAAAAAUGAUUAUUUGUUUGUUUUUAAAAACGUUGAGAGGAGGGGGUAGAGAAAUACCGUGCUCGGGGAAUAAAUUACAGUAUCUAUCCCAUACGUGAAAGUAAAAUUUUUCCCAACCAGUUCGGGUUAUGCGCCGAAUAAGUAAGAUGUAGGUUUUUUAAUCUUUGUAAAUAUAUGGUGUUGUAUCCCUUAUUUGGUUUAAGUCCACUUUAUGUUAUAUCAAAAAUAACAAUUUUUUAUGUUUAUCAUUGUUUUAUGGAAAAAUUAAUUCGAUAUUAAUAUACCAUAUUGAUUUGAUUGGAAUGAUCUCGACCAUUUCUAUAUGGAGGAUAAAGACAAAUACAUCAUUUAAUAUUAAUAUAUUAUACAUAGUAUCUACAACAAUGUAACAUAAUAACAACUUUAUACCAUUUAAAGAGUUUUUCACCCAUAUAUUUUUAGUAGCUCAACCAUGUAUACCUUGCAAGCAGUACUGAUGAUGGAAUUGUCAUUCCGAAAAUGUUCUGUGAUGUAGCCCGAAAGGGUCAUUUUAAUAAAUAUAUCUUUUAUAAA